Molecule: messenger RNA, 1477 nt
Organism: Trichoplusia ni (cabbage looper)
Lineage: Eukaryota; Metazoa; Arthropoda; Insecta; Lepidoptera; Noctuidae
Gene: Acph-1
Product: prostatic acid phosphatase
Exons: 8
Coding region: 197-1459 (420 amino acids)
Biological process (GO): dephosphorylation
Molecular function (GO): phosphatase activity
Source: RefSeq, a predicted model, not a curated record
CGCAAUCGCAGUAUUUGCAAUUUCAGUCUGUAGUCUGUACAUACUGUUUGCCAGUGUUUGCAAUAUUUUUAUUGAGGUGUUAUUUAUCUAUUCAGUUGCUUUAAAAAUAUUAUUAUUUAACUACCAUUUGCUAUGCGAUCUUAGAAAUACCUACAGGCUUUCAAUUUUAUCUACUAAAUUAGCAACGUUUACCAAAAUGAUUCCUUUUAUAUUAUUUGUAUUCUUUACUACGUUUACAUAUGGCGAUGAAAGUGUAAAAUAUGCAGCUAUAAUAUUUAGACAUGGCGAUAGAACUCCCGUCGAUCCUUACCCCACGGAUCCUUGGAAGAAUGAGUCACUGUGGCCGGUGAAAUUUGGAGAACUUACCAAUAUUGGUAAAAGCCAGCACUAUGCCCUUGGAAAAUGGCUUAGACAAAGAUAUUCGCAUUUACUGUCCGAUGACUUUGAUCCUACACAGAUAUAUGUCAGAUCAACUGAUGUAGACCGCACUCUCAUGUCAGCUCAAGUAAAUCUAGCGGGAAUGUAUCCAGCGAAUGGUAAGGCUAUAUGGAACUCAGAUCUGAUGUGGCAACCUAUCCCAGUCCACACUGUACCAGAAAAAGAUGACGAACUCCUUGCUAUGAAGAAACCGUGUCGUGCCUAUGACAAGGAGCUGGACAGACUGAUACACUCAAAACCAUAUAAAGACAGACUGAGUAAAUACCAACAUCUGAUGGAUUACUUAUCUGCGUACACUGGGAUGAAAGUUAAAGACUACUACGAUAUUGAUGACAUCUAUAGUACACUGUAUAUCGAAUCUCUAUAUAAUUUUACAUUGCCCAACUGGACGCAUUCAGUGUAUCCUGAUCAAAUGCGAGAGCCAGCGUGCUACAGUUUUACAACUCCAACUGGAACACCACUUCUUGCCCGAUUGAAAGUGGGACCCCUUCUCAAGCAUAUUAUGGCUCAUAUGUUGAAAGCCACGUCUAAUGACAAUGAUUUAAAUCAUCAUAAAGUGGUGAUGUACAGCGGCCAUGACUUGACUGUUGGAAGUGUGCUCAAUGCAUUGGGCUUGUAUGAUGGGAACUGUCCAGUUUACACAUCUACCAUACUCUUUGAACUUAUAGUAGAUAAUAAAACUGAGCCCGCUGGACACUUUGUUAGAAUCUUAUACAGGAAUUCUACAGAAAUUGUGGAGCCAAAUGUUCUGGAAAUACCAUUCUGUGGAUCUGUCUGUCCAGUAGAAAGAUUCAAGAAGCUUUAUGAUAAUCUUCUUACUGUAAAUUGGGAGGCAGAGUGCAGUGAACAGUUCCCCGCAUUGCUUGGAGCUUCGUUUGUCGUUGGACUUUGUCUAUUCGUUACGAUUUACAUUGCUCACAAAAUACACUUCGCCCGAGUAUAUAAACAGUACAGGAAAAAUGUUGUUUACACAACAGUUCAGAAUCCAGCUAUGGCACCAACUACAGCUUUCAAUGUUUAGGUGCUGGUUUGGCGGAUA